AUGGAGAAAGUAUUCCCCGAGGCGUUACAAAGUUUAAAAUCCGCCGACCCUCUCAUUUACCAACUCAUCCAAAAAGAAAAGCUGAGGCAAAUCCGAGGGAUAGAACUCAUCGCCUCGGAGAAUUUCACCUCCUCGCCGGUGAUGGAAGCGUUAGGGUCGUGCUGCACGAACAAAUAUUCAGAAGGACAACCGAACGCGAGGUAUUACGGCGGGAACGAAAACAUCGAUUUGAUCGAGAUGGAGUGUCAAGAUCGAGCGUUAAAAGCCUACGGGUUGAGCGAGAAGGAGUGGGGGGUGAACGUGCAACCGUAUUCCGGGUCGCCGGCGAAUAUGGCGGUAUACGUGGCUUUGUUACAACCGCACGAUAGAAUUAUGGGUUUGGAUUUACCAAGUGGAGGACACUUGACGCACGGGUAUUACACCGCGCACGGGAAGAAGAUCUCCGCGACGUCGAUUUUCUUCGAGAGUUUACCGUACAAGGUGAACUACGAGACCGGGUACAUCGAUUACGAGAAGCUGGAGGAAAAAGCGAUGGAUUUUCGACCGAAGAUGUUGAUUUGUGGUGGAAGCGCGUACCCGAGAGAUUGGGAUUAUAAGAGGUUUCGGGAAAUUGCCGAUAAAUGCGGGGCGAUGUUGAUGAUGGAUAUGGCGCACAUUAGCGGGUUGGUCGCGGCCAAGGAGCAAGCGUCGCCGUUUGAGUAUUGCGACGUGGUGACGACGACGACACACAAAUCCUUGAGAGGACCGAGAGCGGGUAUGAUCUUCUUUCGAAGAGACGAGAGAGCGUUCGAAGGGAAAAUUAACAACGCCGUGUUCCCGAGUUUACAAGGCGGUCCGCACAACCACCAAAUCGCCGCGUUGUGCGUCGCGUUGAAGCACGCGCAAACCGACGAGUUUAAAAAGUAUCAAGUGCAAACGAAGAAAAACGCGGACGCGUUGGCAAAGAAAUUGAUCGAGUUAGGGUAUUCCAUGGUCACCGGUGGUACCGAGAACCAUUUGGUGUUGUGGGAUUUGCGACCGAACGGUUUAACCGGAUCCAAGAUGGAAUACAUUUGCGAUUCCGUGCACAUCACGUUGAACAAGAACGCGGUGUUUGGCGACGCGAGCGCUUUGACCCCGGGUGGAUGCCGCAUUGGCGCGCCCGCUAUGACCAGUCGCGGUUUGGUGGAAAAGGAUUUCGAACAAAUCGCCGUAUUCUUGGACGAAGCCGCGAAAAUCGGUUUGAACGCGCAAGAAACGCACGGUAAGAAAUUGGUAGACUGGAAGAAAGGCAUCGACGGAAGCAAAGAAGUCGCGGCGUUGAAGGGAAAAGUCGAGGCCUUUGCCGAGGCGUUCGAUAUGCCCGGCUUUACCCGGGACAGCGUCGACAUGUGA
Molecule: messenger RNA, 1374 nt
Organism: Bathycoccus prasinos
Lineage: Eukaryota; Viridiplantae; Chlorophyta; Mamiellophyceae; Mamiellales; Bathycoccaceae
Product: serine hydroxymethyltransferase
Exons: 1
Coding region: 1-1374 (457 amino acids)
Biological process (GO): L-serine catabolic process; folic acid metabolic process; tetrahydrofolate interconversion
Cellular component (GO): cytoplasm
Molecular function (GO): serine binding; pyridoxal phosphate binding; zinc ion binding
Source: RefSeq, a predicted model, not a curated record